AUGACCGAGAAAGGGACUACGAGUGUGACUCAACAACCGGUCGUGACUUUGGUCACGACUCAAGGCACUAUCGGCCAGGACCGGGUACAGGUAGAUGAUGAUCGCGACGAUGACCUAGGCUACUGCGAUGGGGAUUCAUAUGCGCCAAACGAUCACGAAGAGCAAGAGCGGAUGGACCUGGGACAUCACAUUUAUCGCCUGCUCUUGAACGGAGAGCUCUUUCUCGCCCCUAUUAGCAGCAACCCCCAAAGGGUCCUUGACCUGGGCACCGGCACCGGCAUUUGGGCAAUGGACUUUGCUGACCAGUAUCCCUCUGCAGAAGUCCUAGGCACGGACCUAAGUCCUAUUCAGCCAAAGUGGACUCCCCCGAACUGCGCCUUUGAAGUGGAUGACUUUGAGGAGGAGUGGAUGUUCCGUAAAAAGUUUGACUACAUUCACGCCCGCGAACUGGAGGGCUGCGUUAGCAACCCCGACCAGCUCUUCCGUCGCGCUUAUGAGCACCUGGCUCCAGGCGGGUGGUUUGAGAUGCAGGCCGUUUGCUCUAGUCUUCGCUCCGACGACGGCACGGGUGACAGCGCGGAAAGUGCACAGAUGUGGAUGAAAUCUAUUUGCGACGGCGCGAGAAAGUUUGGUAAACCUCUUGACUCGGCUCCGGAGUGGAAAGAGAAAAUGAAGGUGGCUGGGUUCAUCGAUGUCCAGCAAGAUAUUCGCAAGGAAAUCGGCAAAUUUCAGUAUAUCCAAGAACAGCAGGCAAUUGACUCAUACACACCGGGAAUCUUUUCUAGUGUUCUUGGCUGGAAGGAUGAGGAAAUCAAGGUGCUUAUUACCAAAGUGAAGAAGGACAUCAAGAACCCAGAGUACCAUCUCUAUAUUCCCGUCUAUUUUAUUUGGGGCCGGAAACCGUAA
Molecule: messenger RNA, 906 nt
Organism: Grosmannia clavigera kw1407
Lineage: Eukaryota; Fungi; Ascomycota; Sordariomycetes; Ophiostomatales; Ophiostomataceae
Product: umta methyltransferase family protein
Exons: 7
Coding region: 1-906 (301 amino acids)
Molecular function (GO): methyltransferase activity
Source: RefSeq, a predicted model, not a curated record